CUCCUAUAUAUAUAGUCAUCUUCAGCUUCUUCUUUAAGCAUUACAUCUUGUAUUCACUCCAUGGAAUCUGUUUCUUGCAAAUGGCUUCUACUUUCAAUUCUUUUCCUCUCUUGGGCACACUCCGCUUUAUCUGUGGAUGGGUUAAGUAAUGGUGAUACUAAAGUAAAAGGUGUGAACUUAGGUGGAUGGUUGGUUAUUGAAGGAUUCAUCACGCCUUCACUAUUUAAUAACAUUGUCCGAGCAGAUAUGCUUGAUGGAGCAAAGGUUCGGUUCAAAUCUCUGAAAUCGUACAAGUAUGUAAGUGCGAAGGAUGGAGGAGGUUCAAGUGUUGCCAUCGACCAAACCAAAGCUGAUACUUGGGAAACCUUCAGAUUAUGGCGAAUAUCUGCGACCGAAUAUCAGUUUCGGACCUAUGAUGGACAUUUUUUAUCCUGUGAUGGAAAAGGGGCCCCUGUCACCGCAAAAUCAAGUUACCCGCCUUCAUCAACAGAAACAUUUACUGUUGAUAGAUCUGACCAUGAUAAAGUUCGUAUUAGACAUUCUAGCGGUUCAUAUCUGCAGGCGUCUCCUGGAAAUGUGCUCAAGGCAGACUAUAUUGGGAUCCCAGGAUGGGAUGACGGUAAUGCAGCCAUAUUUGAAAUGACCUUUGAUGGUAGUAAUAUGCGAGGAGACUACCAACUCAGCAAUGGGUAUGGAUAUCAAGAGGCGAAAAAAGUGCUCGAUGAGCACAGAAGCAGCUUCAUUACAGAGCAAGACUUUCAGUUUCUUAGUAGCCAAGGUAUAAACACAGUAAGAAUUCCUGUUGGGUGGUGGAUUAAAGAUGAUUCCAAUCCAGAACCUCCUUAUAUUGGGGGAAGCGCGGCAUAUUUACAGAUGGCAUUCGAAUGGGCAGAGAAGUAUAACAUAAAAUGCAUAAUCGGUCUUCAUGCAUCCCGGGGUUCCCAAAAUGGGAUGGAGCACAGCGCUAGUCGAGAUGGUACUAUUGAUUGGCAUAAAUACAAUGACAACGUCCAGGAAAGCCUUAAAGCUAUAGAUUUCCUAGCUUCCAAUUACGGAAAGCAUCCUGCUCUGUUGGGGAUUGAACUAUUGAAUGAACCAAUUGUUCCUCAAAAUUCUCUAUAUGAGGUCUUAAUACCGUACUACUCAAAAGGAUAUAAAAUUGUGCGGAAGUAUUCAGAUAGAGCUUAUGUACUAAUAAGUCAGAGGAUCAACGCUCGUAACUUAUAUGAAAUUUACGAUGCCAAUGAACUUAAGAAUUUACCAAAGCUCGUGGUGGAUUUUCACUUCUACAAUCUCUAUAUUGAACUCUUCUGGAAUAAGAGCCCGUCGGAGAAUAUUCAGUACAUAAAAAACGAAAGGAGGCGUGACGUGGAAUCCCUAAACGCUCGUAAUGGACCACUAGUAUUUGUUGGGGAAUGGGUGAACACAUUUGGCAGAGGAGAUCCCGGGACUCGCAUGGAACUCCAAGACUACAGUAAGGCACAGUUAGAAGUGUAUGGUUCAGCUUCGUUUGGAUGGGCAUAUUGGACACUGAAGCAUGAAACAGCGCCUCGGUGGGAUUUCAAGAAAAACAUCAAGAACAAAAUCAUGCAGUUACAGUAGAACCUUUAUAUAAGAAUAUCCUUGGGACCGUACAAAAAUAUUCUUAUAUAGAGGUUAUUCUUAUAUUAAGGUCAGAAAUUUUCACCCCAAGGGUAUCGUCGUUUACCAAGCAAGCAAGUCGAAAGAAAAUUUCAGUUAUUCCUAUUAGCAUGUGGAUAUCUCUACUUGCACCAGAUAAUGUAAUGCAAUAAAACAACUCGAUAAGAAUAAAUUCCAGAUAAUGUAAUGCCACUCUAUAAGAAUAAAUUCCAUGAAUCAUAUCAUGUAAGGUUCCCGACUUGGGCCAGGUUAUUAAGAAUAAAUUCUAUACUGUAAUAAGCUCCCUCUAUGGGAAUAUGCGUCUAUACAUUAUAUUCUACUUGAGAAGAUGA
Papaver somniferum (opium poppy) is the source of this 1973-nucleotide messenger RNA. RefSeq names its product glucan 1,3-beta-glucosidase-like. The record is from RefSeq and is a predicted model, not a curated record. Gene Ontology annotation, molecular function: hydrolase activity, hydrolyzing O-glycosyl compounds; actin filament binding. Gene Ontology annotation, biological process: establishment or maintenance of cell polarity; cell migration; actin filament bundle assembly. Gene Ontology annotation, cellular component: actin cytoskeleton; cytoplasm. The coding region runs from base 61 to 1602 and encodes 513 amino acids. Lineage: Eukaryota; Viridiplantae; Streptophyta; Magnoliopsida; Ranunculales; Papaveraceae. The transcript is spliced from 10 exons.